Messenger RNA from Saprolegnia diclina VS20, 597 nucleotides. RefSeq lists its product as hypothetical. The transcript is spliced from 3 exons. The coding region runs from base 1 to 597 and encodes 198 amino acids. The record is from RefSeq and is a predicted model, not a curated record. NCBI's taxonomy places the organism in Eukaryota, Oomycota, Saprolegniomycetes, Saprolegniales, Saprolegniaceae.
AUGGGCCGGCGCAAUCCCCGCUCGCCUCGGACGUCGUCGGUGCCAGUCCUCGCUGCGUGCAUGCGGUCGUCGAGGAAGGCGACGCUGCGGUCACAUGCCAAGGCGGCCACCGCCAAGGUCCUCUCGGCCCACGCCCCGAAGCGCGUAUCUAGACGAACGGACGCCAGUGCUACGGUUCCCACGACGUUCGCGCCAACGAGCAGUGCAGUCGCCCCGCGCGUUCCGCCGCGUGAAAAGGCGAAGAGUGGCCAGUCUCGGAACGUUCUCGCGACGCCGCUGCCAAAGGGCGUCCAGUACGUGGAUGCCAACUACAGCAGUGGCACGGACAUGGAAGGCGAAGACGACAUUGAUGAGCGCGUCUUAUCCGGCUUUCCACCCGCGCUGCGGACGCUCGAGAAGGACACGGCGCUGCUCAAGAAGCUGUAUCCGAGUAUCGCUACGAGCGUCAUCCAGCAGACGCUCAUUGACACGAUUCCCAAGCGCGACGACCAGCACUCGUACUUUGCCAGCCUCGUUGACGCCAGCGCGCGCCUCGAAGCGCUGCAGAACGAAGCGCUGCAGUCCCGACGCAGUACCUUGCGCUCCGUCGACACCUAA